Micropterus salmoides (largemouth bass) is the source of this 1300-nucleotide messenger RNA. RefSeq lists its product as uncharacterized. The record is from RefSeq and is a predicted model, not a curated record. The coding region runs from base 17 to 625 and encodes 202 amino acids. The transcript is spliced from 5 exons. Lineage: Eukaryota; Metazoa; Chordata; Actinopteri; Centrarchiformes; Centrarchidae.
AGGGGGUGAUGUCAUCAUGAUGCUGCCCGUCUCAAGGUUUAAAGGUCAGCCAGUUGGCAUGGUAACCACCACCACACCCUGGCUGUCCGUCAACAGUGACCCUGUCCCCCACUGGCUGUGGUUGGCCAGCUGGUCAGCGGCAGCGUACCAGGCCAUGCCCCCUCUGGUCUUCUACCCCCCAGCUGUGUGGAUACCUGAACACACUCACCUGAUACAGUGGGAACGUCCAGCUGUUGAAGUCCUUCCUCUCCUCCCUCCGUUCUAUCGCUCUUCACCUAUUCGUCCUCCUCAUCCUCUCCCCAAGCUACCUGAAGGCUGGAUCUCACCAGAGAAAAUGGGCGUGUUCCGGAAGAGGGAUAAACGCCUCCUCCUGACGAACCAAAUCAUCCGGAGGCCGAGAGGACACGCCCCCAGGACACACCUGCUGCUGUCUCACUCUGGAGUCUCAGGUCGUGUUAGAAGAGACGCAACAAAGACCAGAAACACCGAACCAGAAGACUCCUCCCCCUCCUCCUCCUCCCCCCCGCUGCACCUCCUCUAUGUGUCUCCUCUCCACCUGCCUCUCCUGGCUGCUCCUCCUCCAACAGUCCAUCAGUCAGAUCCAGCAGGACCACGUCUGGUCUGAGUCUCUGAUGUGGUCUGGGGACCUUCAGCUUCCUCCCUACGUUGCCAAAGAAGCUGGAGAUGAAGAUACUACGUUCAGGAGGCCUUACAGACUUCCAAAAAGGAGCAAUCCAGACAACAGUCUUGUCAGGCCAGGGGAAAUUUCCUGAUCCAAAACAUUAUCCUGGCAACUUAAACCAUUUCCAAGAACCACAUCAUCUGUUCGAGCUCAGUGAGGAGCCAGUGUUAGUCUCCUCCGCCGUAGCCUGUCUUGAUCAGAAACACAUACUGUGGAGUAAAUGACAGGCUCGCCUGGACUCUUGGUUACGCCUCCCACUGUCCCACAGACGUCCUAAAGCAGGUCUGAAACCAACAGAUUUAACUUCUGCACCGAGCAGUGAAACCCUCCUUCUCAGUAUGGGAUGCUCCCCGAAUAUCAUUGUUUAACUUUAGAACCUUUUACUGCGUCUCCAAUGUAAACCUGUUUCAAAUCCGAGACCUGGUUCGAUGAAGGUCCGGCCCGCUACCUUUACUGUUCACAGUGUUAAAUAGAACCAGGAAGAAAAGUGAAAACAAAAAGAGUGAAGCUGCAGUUUGAUUUCAAAGUAGUACGCACACACAGAGUGUGUCAGUAAACCUCCUGAUCUCUGUUCAGAAGCUGUUUGAUAAAGUGACUCUAUAAACUGAGACCAGAGCU